CGCCGUCUUUAACCUUGACUCAGAGGAGGAGGAGUGCCCUGGAGUCACUGCAGAGGACAGCAAUGACAUUUACAUCCUGCCCAGUGACAACUCUGGACAAGUCAGUCCUCCAGAGUCUCCAACUGUGACGACCUCCUGGCAGUCAGAGAGCUUACCUGUCUCACUGUCGGCCAGCCAGAGUUGGCACACAGAAAGCUUGCCAGUGUCUCUAGGUCCCGAAUCCUGGCAACAGAUCGCGAUGGAUCCUGAGGAAGUCAAAAGCUUGGAUAGCAACGGAGCUGGAGAGAAGAGUGAGAACAACUCUUCCAAUUCUGACAUAGUGCAUGUGGAGAAAGAAGAAGUUCCUGAGGGCGUGGAAGAGGCUGCUGCGGCUGCCGGGGAGCUGCAGGAGGCGUUCCCUGAAGCCCCAGCACCCCUGCUUCCACAUAUCACUGCCACGUCUUUGCUGGAGGCAGGGGAGCCCCACGCAGAGGUGAUUGCAGCCGAGAAAGCCAGCCCUGCUACGUCUUUGUUUGUGGAACUUGAUGAAGAAGAGGUAAAAGCAGCGACCCUUGAAGCUGGUGAAGUGGAGGAGGAGGAGAUCCCCACACUGGAACCCCCAGAAACACUGCUGAGCGAGGAGACAAAUGUAGAGAGAGAGCGUCUUUACCCGGAAACGCUGCUGAGCCAGGAGACAGAUGUAGAGGGAGAGCGUCUUACGGAGGAGUCCUCCCCCGCUGGGAGAGCGAAGCCCUUGCCCUUGUCUGAGGGCAAGUCUAUACUCCUGUUUGGAGGGGCUGCUGCCGUCGCCCUCCUGGCGGUGGCAGUCGGGGUGGCCCUGGCUCUGAGAAAGAAAUAGAUUUUUCAGAGAGGAAGAAGAUGAAAGGAUCUAAGGUUUUGUUUGUACUGGCUGGCAUCUGAACCCCUAGCAGCUGUUUGGACGUUUGUGGAACAUUCUGGGAUAACUGGGGGCUUCCGCUCAACAAGGCAGUGGCUUGGUCCACACAGUAGGGCUUGAGGUAGAGGGUGUUCACAGUUAUCUGAGUGUAGAUUCCAGGGGCUGCGGCUCACACUAGAUUCACAAUCUUAUGAGUAAAGUCCUGCCCCAGAGCAGGGUUUCUCAGCCUCA
This is a messenger RNA of Otolemur garnettii (small-eared galago), 1108 nucleotides long. RefSeq names its product bcl-2-like protein 13. Lineage: Eukaryota; Metazoa; Chordata; Mammalia; Primates; Galagidae. Gene Ontology annotation, biological process: apoptotic process. The record is from RefSeq and is a predicted model, not a curated record. Gene Ontology annotation, cellular component: mitochondrion. The coding region runs from base 239 to 838 and encodes 199 amino acids. The transcript has a single exon.